UGUCGGUGCCAGCGUCGUCGUGACGCUCUUCCAUCUCUGAGAGUCUUCCUCGAGUCCCUCAACUCCGUGUCGAACGUUAUAGAACUUCGUCCACAGCCGUGAACCUAUAAUAUAUAACAGUUACUCGGAAAAUUGAAUGCCAUCAUGCGAAAUUAUUAUAAGUGUUCUUAAUGGAAAGAUUUAUCUCCUGAACAUAUUAAUAUUUUUGCGUUUGACCUAUGGGAAAACACAUAAGUAUAGCAAAACGAUUUAAUUACGUAAUGAAUAAAGCCUCUGAGUGAAGGGCACGAUCAUCAGAAUUUUAACUUUUCAAGCAUCUGCUCGGAAAUGUGACUAUUCCAAUAGUCCGGGAAAACCAAAACAACCUCAAAAUCCCAACCGAAAGACCUCUCUAGAACCAACAGAUUUCCGAUAACAGUCAGAUCGAGUUCAUCUUCCCAACUCGAAAUUAGGACUGCCGAACGUGACGUAACAAAAGUUCAGACCAGCAUGCGAACGGAAAUGGUGACUAGCGCGUCUACUGUUUUAUAAAGAGCUCAAGAAUUUGCAUCGCAAUCCAUAAGAAAAUCAUACCGUCAGCCGAGAGGACGUCAAGACAACAGAAGCCAAAAACGCAACUUAGUGAAACGCAACGGUACAAACGAGGAAACUCUAAUACCUCUUCCCUAAAAUAUUUGUAAACUUCGUGUGGAAUCGGUGAUAUUUGUGUUUCAACUAUUGACUCAAUAACUGUCUUUGGAUGAAGUGAACCGUGAAAUAAAAAUCCCAGUAUUUCUAAAACGUUAAUCUUCAGACCAGACUUUAGUCCCGUAAUCUUUGUAAAGUUUCUUUCAUACACUGUAAAGAGGGCUCGUUUAUAAAGUAACGUUAUAACUCGAGUUUGUGGAAGCUCAGAAGACGAGCGAGUUUUUGUCUAUUGCGACGAGUAGAAGUCUCAGGCUCAACGAUGUCUCAAAUGCACAAGAAGAGCGUGGAGGAGUUGAUGGAAUGCCUGAAGGUGGCAGAGCAACUUGCGCAGCUGUCACUCGCACCUGUAGUAUCCUGCAGCAGGCGAGGAAAGAAAUCCUUCCUUCAGCAGACGAUCGAGUCACGUGACGACGCGAAGGCACCGACACCUUACGUUCCACCCAAGCAACUGUUACUCUAUCUAGUCAGGAUGGGCAGCUUCACGUCCAAGCCGCAAGUAGCAAGCAGUGCGGGGCAGGACGACAGCGUGCAGCCUCCUGUAGGAGCAAGUCACGACGAGAUCCUAGAGUGGGUCAGGGGUCAUCUAGUCAAGCUCCCUCCCCAGCUCCAACGACACUACAGACACACCCCUGGCCCGAGCCUCUCUAGUCUUCACACCUCAACGGCGCCUCCAGCAGCGACUUUUAGGCUCAUGCAAUGGAAUGUUCUAGCGCAGGCUCUAGGAGCCCACGCCGACAACUUCGUGAUGUGCCCGAAAGAAGCUCUAUGUUGGGACACGCGGCGCUUCAGGAUACUUGAGGAGAUCUUGGUACAUCAGCCAGACAUUGUCUGCCUCCAGGAGGUGGAUCACUUUUCACUUUUGGAGCGCGUUUUAGGAUCCCAAGGCUAUGAGGGCUUUUUCGUCCCCAAGCCAGACUCGCCAUGCAUUUACGUCCCAGAGAACAGCGGGCCUGACGGCUGUGCCUUGUUCUAUCGUACCGCGAAAUUUAAAUUGAUUGAGCAGCACUCCAGAAUCCUAGAAGUUUGGCGCGUCCAGAGCAACCAAGUGGCGCUACUCGUAACGCUGCGGGAACGUCAAAGCCAGCGGGAGUUCACGGUCCUCACGACGCACCUUAAAGCCAAGCAAGGCGCUCUCCUCGCUAGCCUCCGAAACGAGCAAGGAAAAGAUCUUCUAGAGUUCCUAGAGCAGCACCGUGGGGGGCGGCCAGCGGUCCUCUGCGGGGACCUUAACGCCGAGCCCAGCGAGCCCGUGUACGCCACCCUCACGCAGGCCCCUUCCCUUGCUCUGUCCUCGGCGUACGCAACCGUAAACAAUGGCGAAGAACCUCCUUAUUCUACUUGGAAGAUUCGCGGCAAUGGGGAGUCUAAGCACAACAUUGACUACGUCCUCUAUACCAGCGAAGGCUCCAGUGUACUUCAAGUUUUGGGUUCUCUGGACCAUCCCAGCGAGGAAGCACUUGGUCCAGGAAGGGCUCCGUCUUUAGCCUAUCCAUCUGACCAUUUUUCGCUGGUGUGCGACUUCGCCCUCCCAGAACUUUCCGACGACGCCCAGGAAGAGAGAAAUCACCGAAGUCGGUGAUCCCAAGUGUCUAUUCAUAUUUAAAUAAGCCUGGUUAUACCUUGAAUUACGAUACUAAAAAAAAACAAA
Messenger RNA from Hyalella azteca, 2335 nucleotides. It is a transcript of the gene cu, whose product is annotated as nocturnin-like. Gene Ontology annotation, molecular function: 3'-5'-RNA exonuclease activity. The transcript has 7 exons. NCBI's taxonomy places the organism in Eukaryota, Metazoa, Arthropoda, Malacostraca, Amphipoda, Hyalellidae. The record is from RefSeq and is a predicted model, not a curated record. The coding region runs from base 947 to 2266 and encodes 439 amino acids.